Molecule: messenger RNA, 1364 nt
Organism: Cryptomeria japonica (Japanese cedar)
Lineage: Eukaryota; Viridiplantae; Streptophyta; Pinopsida; Cupressales; Cupressaceae
Product: wall-associated receptor kinase 2
Exons: 3
Coding region: 157-1281 (374 amino acids)
Molecular function (GO): calcium ion binding; polysaccharide binding
Source: RefSeq, a predicted model, not a curated record
UUCAAUCAUACAUAAUUGUUCUUGGAAAAAAAUCAUCUGAAGAAUAAUCUGCACCAUAGCAAGUAUUUCGCAAAGUCUGCUAUCAACUCCGUUUAGAAUAAAGUCGUUUUGAAGAAUAGUUAACGUCUUUUUGUUGAUGGGAGGAUUCAAACAAAAAUGUUGAUGCAAACGCAGAUGCAUCGUGGAGUUUUGGUUCGCUUUGUAAUUUGUUUCUGUUUGGUGAGCUUUACUGCUGCAAAAUGUGAUCCUGAAAUGUGUGGGUCAAUGAAGAUGAGUUACCCUUUCUGGAUUAACAAUGAUGCUUGUGGAUACCCUGGUUUUCAGAUCACUUGCGAGGACAAAGAUAUUGGUAUACCCUGGUUGGCUCCCUUCCUUUAUGGAACCGGUGUUGGAAAUGCUUAUCCCUAUGACACUAUUCUGGAGAUCGAUUAUACGGGUUACCUUGUCAUAAACUCUUUUAACAUCUAUGCCGCAUCGUGUGAAGCAAAUAGCAGUGGAGCAAGCUACUAUGAUCUACCUUCAGAUGGACCUUUCACUAUUUCAAACUCCAGUAGGUUCCUUGUUGUUGGCUGCAAUGCAUUCGGUACCUACAGUUUUGGGGGUUUGGGAGAGGUGGGCUGCGUAUCAAAAUGUGACUCUCAAAAUGAUCGACCAUACUGCCGCUACGGUUGUUGCGAAAUUAGCCUUCCAAAUGAUCGGCAGUCGAUAAAUUUCACUGGCGGAGGUCUGUUUCUUUUGCUCGAUUCUGCUACCAACAAAUCUUAUAACGAGUGUGGUUUCUCCACCAUAUUCGACCCCUCCACCUUCAAGAUUCUCGGCAACAACUCCAAUCUAUUUUUUGGAAAAGGAAGGCAGGCUUCUUAUGGUCUACGCCUUAACUGGGGGAUCGGCCUUGAGAAUUGUUCCAUGGCUAAAGAAACCGCCAAUUAUUCUUGCUCUUCCAAAGCUGAAUGCAUUGACUCCCCUUCCGGAAAAGGAUAUGUAUGCAGAUGUCUUCCUGGAUAUGAAGGAAAUGGUUACUUCAACGGCACAGAUUGUACAGACAUAAAUGAGUGCACUGAUAAGAAGCCGAAUAUGUGCGUUGGAGCAGAGGGAGGAGGAAUAUGCCUGAAUUCAGUAGGUUCUUACAGCUGUUCGUGUGCAAAGGGCUAUGUAGGAGAUGGCUUUCGAAAUGGGACAAGAUGCAUGUACACAAGUUCAAAUCGUGCCGUGUUUCCUGCCAUCAUAGGAUCUGUCUCUUCGUUUGUGGUUGUCUGUUUAGGAGCAUCUAUUGUGGUUUGAUGGCUUAAAAAACGGCACUUGAAAAUUGUGGAGGCCAAGUAUUUUCAGCAGUUGCAACAACAAAUCGCUUCCAGAGUGGGUAG